AUGGCGGACGAUCUAAGCUCUCGAAGCCUAGCUUUGACCAUCGUGGAAGCCAGCUCUUUGAUAAUUCUAAACGUGUUUUCCCUUAUAGGAAACACUCUGGUUUGUAAUCUGUUUUACAAAACCACGCGACUUCGAACAACAACAAAUCUAUACAUCAUCGCACUUGCUGUGAGUGACCUGCUGUCCGCCAUUUUUGUUAUGCCCUUCGGUGUUGGGGUGCUGAUCUCAAGUGAUUGGAUCUUCGGUGAAACGAUGUGUAAAAUUGAAGCUUUCUUCGUUUGUUUUGUUGCCUACGUCUCGCCUGCUACUAUGGGUUUAACAGCAAUAAACAGAUACUUUAGGAUUUGUAAAACAGAGCAGCAAUACAGGAAGUACUUUUCCCCGCUGAAGUCACGAACAUGGUUGGCCUGUGUGUGGAUCUUCGUUGCUUUUUACGCUGUGGUUCCAAAAUUGGUUGGUCUUCAAGAUUAUGCGUUCGUUCCGGGAUAUGGCGUCUGCGCCCUCGCCUUUCUAAGCGAAACUGGCAAAAUAAUCAAUUACUGCAUUGUCCUAGGCCUAUUGCUCGCUUUUCCUUUAGUGGCGGCCAUAGUCAGCUACAUAAAAGUUGCAAAGAUGAUCCGACAGCAUAACCAGGAGACUAAAUCUACGAGGCGACAGCAGCGUAAUAAGUGCAUAGGUGCACGGGAGAUCAAACUUAGCAAAUCGCUUUUCGUUGUUGUCUUCGCGUUCAUGAUGUGCUGGGCCCCAUUUUGGAUCAUCACUGUAUUCAAGCGCUUCCGUGUUGUCGGGAAAAUGGCGCGUAACGUUCAACUGUUUUGCUCAUUUCUUCUUUAUUUGUCCAAUACAAUUAAUCCUUUCAUAUACGCCGGCAUGAAUCCUUUAUUCAGAAGAGAAGUCCGCAGAUUCUUAUCAUGUAACCGAAAACGAAGUUUAACAUUGAAGCCGAGGAAACCCGUCCAACAAGACAGCUGCGUCACGUCAACGGACAUUACUCGGACUCCCAAUGGCAGCCAGCUGUAUCUCAAAGAAACAACAGUUACUAUGAACACCCCUGAUGAUGAUAAGGGAGGAGAGGGAAACUCUGGUUUGUUAAACUAA
Porites lobata is the source of this 1098-nucleotide messenger RNA. NCBI's taxonomy places the organism in Eukaryota, Metazoa, Cnidaria, Anthozoa, Scleractinia, Poritidae. The record is from the annotation of a GenBank genome assembly.